Molecule: messenger RNA, 3938 nt
Organism: Oreochromis niloticus (Nile tilapia)
Lineage: Eukaryota; Metazoa; Chordata; Actinopteri; Cichliformes; Cichlidae
Gene: adarb2
Product: adenosine deaminase RNA specific B2 (inactive)
Exons: 11
Coding region: 1300-3660 (786 amino acids)
Biological process (GO): RNA processing; adenosine to inosine editing
Cellular component (GO): nucleolus; cytoplasm
Molecular function (GO): double-stranded RNA adenosine deaminase activity; tRNA-specific adenosine deaminase activity; double-stranded RNA binding
Source: RefSeq, a predicted model, not a curated record
CACCAAUUGUACAAAAAAAAAGAAAAGAAAAAAGAAAGAGCUGUACAAGCUUAAUGCAUUCUUGAUUAGGGCUUAACAAACCCGCAUUUAUUCCGAGCUCCUGAAUGUGUCGGGCAGUACCAUAGCGCCUCCUCCCAACGCACACCUGACCUUCUGCUGCAGAGGCCGGGGGAAUAAAACAAUUACCUGCAGCUAGGUAAACCACAAAUGCUUUGUGAAAGCCUUCACACUGCGCUUUCACACAAAAAUGCCAAAAUGUCACAAUCUUCAAACUUUACGGAUACAACACACCGUUAAGAGUUUUUGCCAUGUGUGAUGAAGGUCACCUGCAAAAGUCAAAACAGGAUUUUCAGAAUAAAAUAAGUUUCGUAAGGCCUACGUGGAAGAAAAGUCUGUUAAAGAUGCCUUUGAAAAGACAGCUGAGCAAUGCGUCUGAGAAUAAUCUUCUUCCGUGGACAUCUAUGACUUCAGACCACAGAGAGGGAAUUUAUUUCAGAACAUUAAUCCCACAAGAAAAUUGCAAAUCCUAAAUCCUGCGAGACAAACACAACUGUACAAGGAGAGAAAGGAGAAGCACUCCUCUCAUUCUGCAUCCCAGUCUCUCCACUGAGCCUCAAGUUAGUGGUGACUGGGUUUGCAGCAGGCAGUAUAUGAAGCAGAAGACCACAUUCGGUACUUUGAUGAUGGUAAACGUCCUAUCCGGGCCUGACCUUUGACCCCUUCCCCUCCCUGAGAAGGACACAGUUUCCCUGGCAUGUAACAAAAAAAGUUAAGUUAAAAAGUGCGCGGAAUGAGACGAAACGUUUUUAAAACAGCACUGGGUGAAGAAGGGGUGUGAGCUGGUGGGUGUCGCUGGUGAUGUCACACCUCCCAGACAGCCAGGAUUGGACCCUAAUUAGAAAGCUCGGCAGCAAAUAGAUAGGCGUCCUGCAUGAUUGAAUUCAAAGUGGCUGAUGCCAAAAUUUCUGCAGAGGCGCGGCAAAAACUGGCUGAGAGGAGCGAAGCAGCCGGGAUCAGUGCUGCUGAGAGCUGCCACGCUGCGCUGCGAACAGUCUCUCUGUGAGCUGGAGGCGAGCUGGAGUUUCUGAGGUGAUACAGGAACAGCGAGACGCGAAGCCCCUCUCCCUGGUUUGAAGGGAUAAAAAAGAAGAAGAGCCGAAAAUAUAGUCCGAGUGUUCGUCAAAGCCGAGGACGCAGCGCUAUCAGAGAGCAACGGAGGCUGACGCCAGACAAGUACAAAGGAGAAACGAGCCGCCGAGUUCAAGUUAUCCCUGCGCCUCGCUCCAACGGUCUGCGCUGAUGGCAUCCGUACUUGGAAACAACAGCCGUGCGUCGGGGGCUCAGGGCGGCCAGGUGAAAUGCAAGCUGAGAAGGAGGAGGAGGAGGCGAUCCAAGAGAAAAGUAAAUCCCUCUCCCAUCCAUCGAUUCCAGGAUCCUUUAGGGGCCCCUUCUAGGAGAGACCGACAGGCUUAUCUUGCAAAUCCUUUAAAAGAGAAAGUCAGUAUGCUGUCGGCAUUGAUCGCUCCCUUCAAGUACAUAAGCCCUGGGACCAGCAGCACAGAGGACGAGGACAGUUUAAGCACCAGCAGCGCAGAGGUGAAGGAAAACCGCAAUAUUGGUAACUUAGAGGAUCGCUCCAUAGGGCCCGGGGAGUGUCAGUCAACAAGAAGCGGGAGCUCUGGUCUGAAGAGGAAACGGCCACUGGAGGAAGACAAUAACGGGCACCUGUGUCAACUCCGUCUGAUCUAUAAGAAACUGUCCUGGUCUGAGGCUCCAAAGAACGCGCUGGUACAGCUGAAUGAGCUGCGGCCCGGCCUGCAGUACCGGAUGGUGUCUCAGACGGGCCCCGUCCACGCUCCCGUCUUCUCCAUCGCUGUGGAAGUCAACGGGCUGACCUUUGAGGGCACAGGCCCCACGAAGAAGAAAGCCAAGAUGAGGGCCGCAGAGCUGGCCCUCAAGUCCUUCAUCCAGUUCCCCAAUGCUCCUCAGGCCCACCUAGCCAUGGGAAACAUUUCAAACCCUUCAGCCGACUUCACCUCAGACCAGGCCGACUUCCCCGACACGCUCUUUAAGGAGUUUGAGUCUUCGUCGUGCUCCGACCGCCUCUCGCUCUGCAACUCAGAAACCGAAAGCGAGUUACUUUCCAGCGAGCUGCUCAGACACGGGCGGUUGCUGCGCCACACCUUGGACCUGAUGGUGCAGGCGCAGCAGAGGCUCGGUGGAAUUGUCCAAGAGCCCGAGGCCCCUAAGAGCCCCGUGGCUGUGCUCAAUGAGCUGCGGCCGGGCUUGCGCUACGCCUGUCUUUCGGAGCGAGCCGAGGGCCGACGACUGCGCAGCUUUGUGAUGGCUGUGCGCGUGGACGGGCGGAUUUUCGAGGGCUAUGGCCGCAGCAAGAAACUGGCCAAGAAUCAGGCAGCCCAGUGUGCUCUUCAGGCCCUCUUCAACAUCAGGACGGCACCCGAGGGGAGAACAGGUCUCAAAGCCAGCAGGCAGAGUUGUCCUCAUUUACCCCAGGACUUUGCUGAUUCAAUAUUCCACUUGGUGAGGGAGAAGUACCGGUCGCUGGUGGGCGGCUGCAGUCCUGCGCACGCUCGGCACAAAUCCCUGGCAGGCAUCGUAAUGACCCGAGGUCUGGACCUGAGGCACGCCCAGGUGGUGGCGUUAUCUACUGGCACCAAGUGCAUCAACGGAGAGUAUCUGAGUGAUCAGGGACAAGUAGUCAAUGACUGUCACGCUGAAGUCACAGCCCGACGAGCCCUGCUACGCUUCCUCUACUCCCAACUUGAACUCUUCUUGAGUAAAAGGCCGGAGGACUGGGAGGAGUCGAUAUUUGUGCACCACAAAGAGUGCGGCUACAGGUUGAGAGACAACAUCCAUUUCCACAUGUACAUCAGCACCUCGCCGUGUGGAGACGGGAGGCUCAACUCUCCAUACGAAAUCACCGCUGACCUGCACAGCAGCAGACACUUAAUGAGGAAGCAUCGGAGUCACCUGCGGACCAAAAUCGAGUCGGGCGAGGGGACGGUGCCGGUGCGUUGCCGGGGACCCGCCCAGACCUGGGACGGUGUCCUUCAGGGUGAACAUCUCAUCACCAUGUCCUGCACAGACAAGCUCACCAGAUGGAACAUCCUGGGCCUGCAGGGGGCAUUGCUGAGCCAUUUUGUGGAACCAGUGUACCUGCAUAGCAUGACCGUUGGCAGCCUGCGUCACACGGGCCAUCUGGGCAGAGUUCUGAACCAGCGUCAGGAGCGCCUGGGCCCACUGCCUGCCACAUACAGACGCAACCAGCCCCUGCUCAGCGGCUUGAGCAGUGCCGAUUAUCAGCAGCCGGGGAAGGCGUCAUGUGUGAGCGUCAACUGGACGUUGGGUGACGCACAGUUGGAGGUGGUCAACACCGCAACUGGACGGAGACGAGACUCAGGGACACCCUCGCGUCUCUGCAAGCACGCCCUGUUCACCCGCUGGAACAGAUUGUACCGCAAGUUGGGGAUCCACGCGUCCAGCUCGGCGGACCGCCAGCUCAUGUACGGCGAGGCCAAGAUGGCGGCGCGCCCUUACCAGACAGCGAAGCAGCAGUGGUUCAGGUCUCUGCAGGAAAUGGGCCUCGGCACCUGGGUCAAAAAACCCCCAGAGCAGGAGCAGUUCCUGCUGUCGGACUGAGUGAGAGAGUGUGUGUGUGUGAGUGUGUGUUUGUUUAACCAUCUCUUUUUUUUAGGGUCCAAUGAGUCUAUGUUUCACAACCCAGUUUAACCUCUAAACUCAAGGCUGUCAGCCCAGCAUGUGUGUGUGUGUCUGCAUUUCAUUCUACACGUACACCCAGGACGACAGGCGGAAGGUUAACUGGACGGCUGAAAAGAAACGGGACACGAGGGUGGAGUUGGUGUUCUUUAAGCACACAAACACACGAGUUUAAGCAAACACCACCUAAAUGUGACACC